This is a messenger RNA of Sclerotinia borealis F-4128, 450 nucleotides long. NCBI's taxonomy places the organism in Eukaryota, Fungi, Ascomycota, Leotiomycetes, Helotiales, Sclerotiniaceae. The record is from the annotation of a GenBank genome assembly.
AUGAAUACGUCAGAGACAAGUAUUGACCUAUGGCCAUCGACUCCAGAUGCCGUCGUUGUCUCAGAGCUAGAUCCAUCAUCUCAGGAGCUCCCAGAGAGCACGGAUAUUAUGUUCAACUCUGACAAUCAUUCCGUCCAUGAUAUCGCAUUGAAUGAUGACCAUAGGUACGACUCUGUUGACAGACCCAUUGCUCGAACUUUCAUGCAGGAAGUGGAGAAAUUAGUCACGGAGAAGCUUGGUAGAGCAUCAGCCCCCGCAUCAAGUAUUUUUGGUCGAAGUCGUGAUAAUCCCUCAUUGCAAGCCUCAAUUCAUGGAUCACGGCAGAAGGAUAUAGACUAUGCUCUACCCACCAGAGAACAUGCCGAUAGCCUGCUCAGCUCCUACUGGAGAUAUGUACAUGUUCUUUUAUCGAAGACUACGAUAAGAUUUGGGACCGUGGCAACUCAAUGA